Molecule: messenger RNA, 747 nt
Organism: Oppiella nova
Lineage: Eukaryota; Metazoa; Arthropoda; Arachnida; Sarcoptiformes; Oppiidae
Source: the annotation of a GenBank genome assembly
GCGAACAAUUGCGGCAUAAAUGCGAAAGUGUUGGCCGACGCCCUCCAAGGGUUAGGCAUUUCGGGCGAAAAGCUGAACAAAUCGGGCAAAAAGAAGAAGACGUCGAUCAGUGAGUCGCCCAAUAGGUUCGGCGCGCCGAUGACCGAACGCUCGCACACCUCACCCCUGCCCACGGGGCUCGACAACAUGUCGGGGUUCACGGGCUUCCCGGAGCAGCCCUAUGGGGGCGGCGCCGACCCGACCGGCAAUCAGUUGAACCGGUCGUUCAGGGAUAGCGUCGGUAAUAGGGAUCAGGCGCUGCAGCAGGUGCUCGACCGCAGCGCCGCUCACCUCAUCGGUCCCGACGGCGAUAGGAGGCGUCGCUACGCGUUAGACGAUUUCAAUUUUAUUAAAGUCUUAGGGAAAGGCAGUUUUGGCAAAGUAAUGUUAGCCGAAAAGAAAGGUACGGACGAAGUAUACGCCGUAAAAGUGCUCAAAAAGGAUGUCAUACUCCAAGACGACGACGUGGACUGCACGAUGACCGAGAAGCGCAUACUGGCCCUCUCGGCCAAACACCCGUUCCUCACAGCGCUUCACUCCUGUUUCCAAACGCCGGAUCGGCUGUUUUUUGUGAUGGAGUACGUGAACGGUGGGGACCUUAUGUUUCAGAUACAAAAGGCCCGUAAGUUCGAUGAGCCCCGGGCCCGGUUCUAUGCAUCCGAAGUCACAUUAGCUCUUAUGUUCCUCCAUAAAAAUGGUGUUAUUUAU